This is a messenger RNA of Didymodactylos carnosus, 372 nucleotides long. Lineage: Eukaryota; Metazoa; Rotifera; Eurotatoria; Philodinida; Philodinidae. The record is from the annotation of a GenBank genome assembly.
AUGCCAUACCUCAAUAACGCCGGAUGUUACCACUCAGCAGCAACAAUAUUAUCACUACCACAAAUAUCGAAAGAAACAAAAAUUAAAAUUGAACGAAUGGAUUUUUCGGAUCCUCAGGCAGGAAAAUCAGUAUGUGACAGAUAUGCUGCUGUGAUCAAAGCACAUAUCCGGCGUUAUCUAAACGAAAAACAUAAUGUAACAAAUGCAUCGGAAUUCAUUGAGGCCUGCCAUUCAUAUGAUGGUGUGAAAGGAGUGCAAGCAUUUGAAUGUAAACUCCUCAGCACCAAAGAUACGUCAACACUCUCUAUUCCGAAAAUUACCACUAUCAACAACUUCGGUUUCGAAAAAGCAUCAAGGGCCUUGAUGCUUUGA